AAUCUUUGUGUUCCUCCUCUUAAAAGCUCUAUACAUGUGCUUCACUCGCUGUUUUGAUGGUACGCUGAAUCAUCAAGCUGACGUUAUGAAACCCACAUUUCCCAGUGCGCAUUAGCCUGACCCAGGGGUCUGAACAAUUCUUCCUGCAUGUUUAACUUUGUAAACACUCAAGGAUUUCACAAACACAGUCACCAUAACGGUUCAAGAAAGGUGUAUUUUGUCUAAGGAUUCUCUGUCAUUGCUGAACUGCCUUUGGGAUGUCGCGGCUAUAUGUUUUUUUAAUUUUGAUCUGUUUGCUUCUGGUGGUAGACGACAUAGAAAGCAGACGUCAUCGACGACGUUACCGCGGCAGAUCACGGCGAAGACAAAAUCACGACCACUUUGCACUUGGAGGACGCCUCAGACUACCUCGCUGGAAGUCCAGUUGGCUAUUUCCGUUUGCUGACAUCAAUCUUGCAUUUAACUACGGGGGCGGAUCCAGACAGUGGUGGGACGGUCCAAAUGUUUGUACAAGUAAAGAGAAAAGGAAUGAAACAACCCGAGAGGAUAUCACCAGUCACCAUACGUCUGUGUCAAUGACAUGCGAUGACAAGGGAACGUCGUAUAUAUGUACCGAAAUUGUCACGAAAAAUUUGGAGAAGACAACAGUGAAAGAAAUCAAGGAAUGUUGCCAUGGGUACAGCAGGCAUUCGGGGCAGUUUGGCUGUCCUACUUACCGCGAGCUAGACGACAUCGUGAGUACGGCCAGGGCUCUGAAUCUGACAGAUUUCCUUAGAGCUGCUAAGAGUAUUGGCCUACAGAGUAAACUACAAGACAACUCCGUGGCAAAUUUUACUGUCUUUGCACCUACCAACAAAGCUUUCAGCGAAACCCCCAACGUGCUGCCAACCGAUGAAUAUUCUAUUCUCAGUGAUAUGAACUCUGUCAUAAGAAUCUCACCACCCAUCAGCACAAUCAUCGUCAGCGACGCCUCAGAUCUAGUUUUGAGUCACGUGACGGGAGGGAUUCUGACCACCUCCAGACUAACGGACGAGCAGAUAAUUACCUCCGCAGGCUCCAAAUCCUCCACCAUCAGAGUCAACUUCUACGAUAUGGUCGGCGACGGAUUAAUGACUGCGAAUUGCAAACUGGUCUCAUCGCGUGACAACUUGGCUUCUAAUGGCGUCAUCCAUAUUGUUGAAGAGGUACUUCAACCAGUGACUAAAUCACUGAUGGACAUUAUCAGCAGCAAUCCACAGCUCAGCUAUCUUAAAACAGCUAUCGGUAGUACUGGACUAGGACAGGACCUCAGAAAUGAUGGACAAUUUACACUGUUUGCACCGUCGGACAACGCAUUCCAAAAACUGGACAACACUUUAUUGCAAACAAUCUUGAACGAUCAACGUUGUUUGAAAAAGGUUUUAUUCCAUCAUCUCCUUCCAAAUGUGAUUUGUUCCUCCGCGGUGUCAGAUAAGCAUAAGUCUAGGACCAAAAAUCAGUUGUCUAAUUACCUCUAUCUGUCACGUGACCAGGACAACAAGCUCUUCGUGGAGAAGUCACAGAUCAUCGACCGUGACGUCAUGGCCACCAAUGGUGUACUUCACCUGAUUGAUGACGUCAUUAUACCACACGAAGCUCUAGGAGUUCUAGAUGCUAUACAGAGAUUGAAUAUCACUCGACUACCAGAGUUGAUCAUCCAGGCAGGUUUGAAGAAAUCUUUGGAGCAAGCCGAAAACAUCAGUGUUUUAGUUCCUACAGACGAAGCAUUCAGGAAAAUGUCAACGUUUGCCAUGAACAGAUUAAAUGAUUCUCAGACGUCUCUAGCGGACACGCUUCGUUAUCACGUGAUUCCAACAGUAUCCACGUGUCAUGCAUAUGAUGGCUAUCAAUUCCCCACCUGGAACCCCCAAAAGAACCUUACUGUUCAUAUUGAUAUAUCGUUUCCUUUCUACGGAUCACGCACCGAUGAGUAUAUUCAAUGUUCUACCAUCGUGAAAUACAACAUCCCAAGUUGCAACGCCGUCAUUCACCUUAUAGACAAGGUACUGAUUCCUCCAGUAGGCACUGUGAUUGACGUACUUGCUGUGGACAAUCGUUUUACAGAGUUUGUUCGAUUGAUGAAAAUCUCCGGAAUGGCCGACCAAUUACAAAAGAAAGGACCAUAUACAGUUCUGGCACCAACUAACAAGGCACUGAAAGCAGUACCAGAGAGUGACAUGAAGGAAUUGGCAAGCAGUAAGGAGAAACUGGAAGAUUUUAUCAAGGAUCAUGUAAUUUUAGGACAUAAAUGCUGCUCUGCGUUCCAACGGUAUAUCAACAGAUAUAACAUAUUUCCGAGAAACCCGAUAUCUCUCCUUGGGAUGAGAAUUUCUGUGGAGGCAUCACAAGGACGGCUCACCUUGGGUUCCUCGCGGGUCAUUGAAUGUGACAUGGUGGGAACGAAUGGGGUCGUCCAUGCAAUUAGCGGAGUGUUACAAGAGGACAAGGAUUCUUUUUACUUUUUCUAAAACUAGAAUAGUGUGUCGGUUUUGAUUUAACUUUUAAUAAAGUGUGCCUUUGUCAAAUAUUACGUGUGCGUAAUUUUAGCUUGUGUUCAACUAAAAUACACUCUGUAUUUCCAACGUGUUGCAAUUGAUGGCUCGUCGUAUUUCCGUUUGUUUUUUUUCCUUUUGUUUACUAGUAAUUGUAUACGGUUGUAUAUUCUCCAUGUGUUCUGCCGCGGAUUCUUCUAUGAUUGUCAAUAAAGUUUAAAUAGCUCUA
Messenger RNA from Ostrea edulis (European flat oyster), 2739 nucleotides. Its product is annotated as transforming growth factor-beta-induced protein ig-h3-like. Lineage: Eukaryota; Metazoa; Mollusca; Bivalvia; Ostreida; Ostreidae. Gene Ontology annotation, biological process: extracellular matrix organization; cell adhesion. The coding region runs from base 258 to 2486 and encodes 742 amino acids. The transcript is spliced from 15 exons. Gene Ontology annotation, cellular component: extracellular matrix. Gene Ontology annotation, molecular function: cell adhesion molecule binding. The record is from RefSeq and is a predicted model, not a curated record.